Pelodiscus sinensis (Chinese soft-shelled turtle) is the source of this 3887-nucleotide messenger RNA. The record is from RefSeq and is a predicted model, not a curated record. Lineage: Eukaryota; Metazoa; Chordata; Testudines; Trionychidae.
CCAGAGUCUCUAGGAAAGAAAGAUGGGAUACUUUAUGUUAUGGGGUAGACAUAAUUGUUUUGCAUCCCAGGAUGGUAACCUGUGGGUAGAAGUGAAAGUCUCAGCUGUUGAGGUAGAGACACCAGAUGAGCUCUUCGUAGAAAAUGGGACAGAGGCAAGACUUCCAUGCACAUUUUCAUCCCCAGAGGUGAUCAGCAGCGCAGCAUCCAUCUCCUGGAGCUUCCAAUCAGAGGGAGCAACAGCCCCAAUAUCAUUUUUCCAUUACUCUCAAGGGAAUGCAUACCAUGGGAAGGACACACAGUUUAAGAACAGAAUCAGUUGGGCUGGAGACCUUAACAAGAAAGAUGCAUCUGUCAGCAUAGCAAAUGUGCAGUUCCGGGACAACGGUACUUACUUCUGCGAUGUCAAGAACCCACCUGACAUAGUCGUCAAGCCAGGAGAAAUCCGACUAAGAGUCGUGCAGAAAGACAGUCUGCCUGCAUUCCCCAUUGGCGUGGUGGUAGCAAUAGCCGUGGGUGCGACUCUAGGUGUCUUGCUGCUCAUUGCUGUUAUCGUGUGCAUCGUCAGAAAGAAGAACUCUAAAAAGCAUUAUUCUGGCUGCAGUACCUCUGAGAGCUUGAUGUCUCCAAUUAAGCAGGCUCCACGGAAGUCACCCUCCGACACAGAGGGUUUGGUAAACCACGUACCUGCCAGAUUGCAUCAGGGCCCAGUCAUUUAUGCGCAAUUAGAUCACUCCGGCGGACGACACAGUGACAAGAUUAACAAGUCAGAGUCCGUUGUUUAUGCUGACAUUCGGAAGAACUGAGGAAAUUCCAUCGUAUCCAAAGCAAAACAGAAAUUCAAACUGGAAUGGCUUGAAUCAAAUGUGACCCAGAGAACUCACAUGUGGCCUUUGAUGCCUAGGCUAGGACCAAUGCAUGUGAAUACAGAGAGAUAUAUAUGUGUUGUGUGUAAAUAGUCUAUUUAAUCGUACAAAAGUGAUUCCAGUGUUGCAUGUUGAGAUGCAGUAAGAAAUCUGCUUAUAAAUGGCCAAUAUUCUUCUUUUGUAUCUAGGAUAAGAGGAGAAAAAGAGAAAAUUCAUAACAUGGCAAUUUUUAAAUAUAUUUUAUCUCAAUCAUUAAUGGGGAAACUGGAAGGUGCUAGCGGAUUCUAGAUUUACUGGCUCCUUUCUCACAGGGCUUUUCUUUCUUGAAGGGAUGGAUAUGAGGAAGAUAGUUUCCACAGGAUAUUUCCUCUUCACCAGGCUGUACAUAUUUUCCUUAGAAAAACUGUCCUCAUCUGAAUGGGAGAAGGAAGAGUUAAGCUACAAAGGGUCUGGUCAAAAUUAGCUAUUUGAAAUGUCUACUCUUCACCCCUUUAAAUGUGUGCAAACUUUUAGAUUUAUAUAACAGUGACAUUGCUCAUAGAUUAAUAGAUGUUAUGGCUAGAAGGGACCAUUAUUAGCUAAUCUAGUCUGACCUCCUGUAUAUUGCAGGCCAUAGAAUUUCAUAUAAUUACUCCUUUAUUGAGACCAUGUAUUAUUAGAGCUUAAAGCCAGUCCCUUAGAACACAGGGACUGUGUUGAUCCAGUGGGGUUUGUGCAGUGAAAAUAAAACCCAACUUUUCAUAAGCAAGUGAAGGGGGAUAUCUAAGAAACUUCAUAUUUGGGUAACUUGCUUCAAUUAGAUCCUGACGUACCCUUCCCUGGCACAACCUGCUUCCAGUGAAACCUGCUGGAUUGUUUUGUCCACUUGUAGCAGGAAGCAGGGGCUCUACUGGAGAGAAAUGACAUUGCACUUUGUGGAAAAGGAAUAGUGAUUAAAACUUUACUUGCAAUAAUCUGCCUAUACCGUCUUUCCCUGAAGCUAGUUUAGAGUAAGGGGGAGAAGUGUGAUGAAUGGAACCUGCUGCUAUAAGAGGACAGGACUAUCCUUGGUUCCACUGUCACUGACUCUUACUAAUGACCCACCCCCUGUGAUCUGCUAGAACAGGAAUAAUUAAACAAUGCAUAGAGUAUACACCCCUACCUAUAUGCCUGACACUGAGGCUAGCUUGCUCAUUUGGGAAUCUCCCCCGUGACCUGUUUAGUCUAGUUGAAGGCGUGUGAGCUAGACCCAUGCUGGAGAGAUUAAUGUCAAGGUUUCUUGGAUCCUCUUUGUUCUUCACUUGUAUUUUUAUGAAUACUUGCUUAUAUUUUCAAAGGCUCAUUGAGUCCUUCUGGAAGGAAACAAGCUGCCACUUGUGUGCAGUGAACUGCGGGCAUCGUGACCUGAAGAUCUUGUCUGAGCCUGGAUAGGGACAUGGAGCUUUGCAUUUAUGGGAACAUAACCAACACUCCAUGGCUGAUAUAAACAGCUUCAGAUGUUGUUGUCUAAAGCUGGAGCCAGAAAUACUUGAUGCAGUAUGGGACUGAAACUAUUGUGAAUGUCCUUUCCUUUGAUUUGUCUUAACUUUGAAGCUUGUUCAUCAGGAACAGUAACUUGUGUUAGUGGAAGUGGAGUGAGUUGACUUCAGGUUUCACUCAGCUCAGAGGAUUUUGUGAUUGCUUUUCCGCUAAUGAGAUCAGACCUGGGACUUGAUCAGUUUUAACCCUAUUUUAGCCAAUAGAGCAUGCAGAUUUUCCUCUUUAGUCCCUGCUACUAACCUGGUCUCUGCCAGUUAAAAAGAAGUGCAAACCUUAAAGGGCUUUUAAAAUUCCUCCAGAUUUGCUGCCCUUGUCCAGGGCUGGCGCUGCUGAGGUAUGUGCUAAGUCGCUACUUGUGAUGAAUGCUUUGUGUAAGUAGGAGAAGGAGGGCUUGUAGCACCGAAGAAGGGUAAUCAGAUGUCCCUUUGUUUGUGAUAAAACAGGUGUAAAAUCUGAAAUGAGGAUGUAAAACAGUUAAUCUGUGUGACUAGAUUUGGAAGGAUUUGAUUUUUUUAAAUUGGUAAAUGUCAGGAAAUGUUGAUUUCACUGUGCAUGCACAAACUGACACAAAGUAUACGUGAAAUUUAGAUGGAGGCAAAAUAAGAAAAAUGCUUCUUGAGAGCAUAUUAGUUUGACUUAAGGCUAUUAAUUUGUAUAUGUGGAAUGUGGUGUUGACAAUAUGUAUGCUAAUAGUUAUAUUGCUUUAACUCUGUUAAAAUCUCAACAUCUAUUGUAGUAAAUAAUUCUCAUCCCUCAAUUUCCCAAAGCUGUGAAAGUUUAAACUAAAAAAUACUCAAAAUCCACAAUUUUCCACAACUAUGAAAAUUUAAAUCGAAAAGAUAGGUAACAAUAAGCAUUGAUAUUGUCCAUCAAAAUUGCAAAGAAUAAAAAAUAGAAUCCUGCCAAGCUUGUAUAAAAUUGCUGCAGCUCAAAACCUCCAUCUCCCUUCCCAUGAAAAGAAGCAUAAAUUGAGGACUGGUUUACACUGAAAAUUUACCUUGACAUAGGUCAGUCUCAUGAGGUGUGAGAAAUCUGCUGCCCAGAUAGUUGGUGCUACUGACAUAACCCUCGGUAUAGACUGCAUUCUUCCAUCAACUUAGCUACCACCUCUCUGCGUGGGUGGAUUAUCUAUGCCAAUAGGCAAUCCGCUUUCUGCAGGUAGUGGUUUAUGCUGAAGCGUUACAGCAGAAGAGAUGCAUCUGUGCUGCUAUAGAGAUUAAAGUGUAGACAUAGCCUGAAUGACAUUAUAGUGAAGUCCCAGACUAUGAUCUGUUCGUAUUAACCUAUUUUUGAAGCUAUGAAAAGGAAUGAAUUGCCUGCAUGCUUUGUUCCACCCCCCCUUUCUGUACUGCAGUCAGUUACUCAGGGCUUGUCCACUCCAAUGUUUCUCAAUCAGUGGUAUGAGUACCCUUAGGGGUACUCAACAGAAGAUUGGGGGGUACAUCAACACAACUGAAAUUUGGCGAAAACUGAAUUUUUGUUUUAAGUUUUACAGCAUUUUAUU